UAAUAAAAAAGUGGGUGCGUUUGGUUUGGGGUGGUGGAAAGAAAGGCGCUAAAAGCAGAAAGCAGAGAAUUGGUGAGUAAGAUAGCCGCUACAGAAGAGAAACAAGAAGCAAAUGGCUUCUUUCCAUCUCAGAAGAUUAGUAAGCAGCGUUCUUAACUCGCGGGUGCAAACAAAUCCCCUUUUGACCUUCAGGUGCUUCUGUUCUCCUCCUGUUACACCUUUCACUUCCCAUGCUAGUUACGACCCUAACUCCAUCCACUUGUCCAACCAAGAAAGCAAAAGACGCUUGUUCAACAGGCUAUUAUACAGAAGCAAGCAGCGAGGGUUCCUCGAACUCGAUUUGGUUCUCGGAAAAUGGGUAGAGGACAAUAUUCACUCCUUGGAUGAAUAUCGCGUUCGAGCUCUCAUUCUUCUCCUCGACUUGGAGAAUCCAGAUUUAUGGAAGUGGAUAUCUGGACAAGAGCAACCCCCAGAAUCAAUCAACAUAAACCCAGUCUUUGCCGCAGUGCGAGAAGGAGUUAUGAAGAAUCUUGAGAGUCAUUCUGCUCCUGAAACAAGAGCAACACCUGGCAAACCAUGGGUAAGAGGCUGGGAUGAUAUCAAGAAAUUUCCGGGUGGUUCCAUUACUGGGAAUCAGUAGCUUUAGAAAAAUCUUUUCAUUAGUGACAAUGAAAAAAUAUCUGGUCUACCAUAUUUUUCACAAUAAAUAAGGGCUGGGUAACUGCAACAUAAAGGUUUGUAUUAACCACUAGAGAUCUGUAAAGGGGUGAAACCGUGAAACUAGAAGAUUGUGAUCGACUUUCUGUUAAACUUUUGUUCACCAUUUGCACUGUAUAUCUAUUUUGAGUGUUGUAUGUUGUGGCUUGAAAUGCUUGAGUCUGGAUUUUUCUUUUUCUGUUCUAA
Glycine soja is the source of this 903-nucleotide messenger RNA. RefSeq names its product succinate dehydrogenase assembly factor 2, mitochondrial-like. The transcript has 4 exons. NCBI's taxonomy places the organism in Eukaryota, Viridiplantae, Streptophyta, Magnoliopsida, Fabales, Fabaceae. Gene Ontology annotation, biological process: mitochondrial respiratory chain complex II assembly; protein-FAD linkage; mitochondrial electron transport, succinate to ubiquinone. Bases 113 to 640 code for a protein of 175 amino acids. Gene Ontology annotation, cellular component: mitochondrion. The record is from RefSeq and is a predicted model, not a curated record.